Synchiropus splendidus (mandarinfish) is the source of this 1715-nucleotide messenger RNA. RefSeq names its product potassium channel subfamily K member 16-like. The transcript has 6 exons. The record is from RefSeq and is a predicted model, not a curated record. Gene Ontology annotation, cellular component: membrane. Lineage: Eukaryota; Metazoa; Chordata; Actinopteri; Syngnathiformes; Callionymidae. Bases 738 to 1598 code for a protein of 286 amino acids. Gene Ontology annotation, molecular function: potassium ion leak channel activity. Gene Ontology annotation, biological process: potassium ion transmembrane transport; stabilization of membrane potential.
AGCCGCCAUAAACCCUCUGGUCGUCCCACCUGUGUUUGGCCAUCAGCCAUGUGACCAACCAACGUCUGGUUAUCAGUGCUGUGCUUGUGAAGCGCAGCGACCUCCGACCUUCUUCUGCUUGGCUCCUGUCAUGGAGAACAUGUGGGUUUUCAGAGCACAACCCCAGAGGGGGCGCGCCAUCCCCACCAUGUCCUCGCCGCCAUCUUUCCCCUGGUCUUUCACAUGUCAGAUGCUUUGAGCAGACCUCGGCGCCGGGUCCUGCGGUGACUCUUCGUGUGUGUCGACCGGAGUGUGUCGUCUGCUCUGUGUUGCCGGUGAUGUUCUUCUGAGGGUUCUCUUGUCCAGGUGGCUGCUGUUGAACGUGGUGCUGUGUGACAUCAUGCGUCCUCACGCCGGUGACUCUCAGUGUUGUUUUCUGGGUGGAGGCUGGUUGUGUUCCACCAUCAGCAGGUGCCAGGUGUUGUGCCACAGCAGAGGCGCUUCACGCUUCAGCAGCUGGGUGGAACAUUAACUUGAGUGCAGCACUUCCUUAUUAGUGUGCAGGCUCCGACGUGAGGGUCCAGAUGUCGCUGACUCCGCUGUGGUGUUUGAUCAUCGCCAAGCAACCCAUCGAUCGGCGGAGCGUCACAUGACUGUCAGCUCCCGACUGGUCGCUGCGCUGCUCGCGACAUGGACUUGUCCAAGUCCCUUCUCCCAGUCUGACCGUCCACGGGUGUGUGGAGCGUGCGCUGCUGUUGAUGGCGAGGUUCCAGUUGACCGAAGUGAAGCUGAGCUGGACCGCGCUGCUGGUUCUGGCCCAUUUCACCUACCUGCUGCUGGGGGCCACGGUUUUCCAGCUGCUGGAGCGAGAGGCCGAGAGCAACAACCGCAACCAUUUUCAGUUGGAGAAGUUGAACUUCCUGGCCAACUACACCUGCCUGGACGGGCCGGCGCUGGAGCAGUUCGUCCAGGUGAUUCUGGACGCUUGGGAGAGCGGCGUCAACCCGUCAGGCAACUCCACCAACCCCAGUAACUGGGACUUCAGCAGCUCCUUCUUCUUUGCUGGGACUGUGGUCACCACCAUCGGUUACGGCAACCUGUCGCCCAGCACCGUGUCGGGUCAGGUCUUCUGCGUCUUCUACGCGCUGUGUGGCAUCCCGCUCAACGUGGCCUUCCUCACGCAGGUGGGCAAGUGUCUCACCACUCAUCUGUCUCGGGUGCAGCGAGGGAUGGUGGCCGCCGUCGCCCACAAGCGGGCGGUGGAGGCCCUGGCCGUCAGCUCCUUCUUCCUCAGUGGCAGCCUGCUCUUCCUGGUCAUCCCGCCGCUGCUCUUCAGCUACGUGGAAGGCUGGUCCUUCGGCGAAGGCUUCUACUUCACCUUCAUCACCCUGAGCACCAUCGGCUUCGGAGACUACGUGGUGGGGAAGGACCCGGGGAAGGAGUACAUCUCUCUGUACCGGAGCCUGGCGGGGAUCUGGAUCGUCUUCGCCCUGGCGUGGCUGGCGCUGCUCCUCAACACGGGCUCCCGGCUGAUGGAGCGCCUGCUGGCCUUCAGGAGGCAGAGCCAGGACCCGGGCCUUCAGGCGGCCACUAAACUGGACCGUCUGUCCAAAGCAUAAGCCCAGACCCGCCUCAGGUGGUCCAAGACGCGUCCAAGGUGGGUCUGAGUCUGAGAGGAAACAGAACCACAGACGGCUUCUGGAAGUUCACCAGCUCGGCUGUCUUCGCCGCCACCG